This is a messenger RNA of Melanotaenia boesemani (Boeseman's rainbowfish), 2025 nucleotides long. Its product is annotated as cholesteryl ester transfer protein, plasma. The transcript is spliced from 18 exons. Lineage: Eukaryota; Metazoa; Chordata; Actinopteri; Atheriniformes; Melanotaeniidae. The coding region runs from base 376 to 1875 and encodes 499 amino acids. Gene Ontology annotation, molecular function: phosphatidylcholine binding; cholesterol binding; cholesterol transfer activity. Gene Ontology annotation, biological process: phospholipid homeostasis; phosphatidylcholine metabolic process; very-low-density lipoprotein particle remodeling. Gene Ontology annotation, cellular component: high-density lipoprotein particle. The record is from RefSeq and is a predicted model, not a curated record.
GUAGCUUCUGGGAAACCACCAGCAGGGAAUGCACACUUAGACUCAGCUCCUGUAUCUGGUUUCACUGUGAGCCUGCACAUGUUCAAACCUUCUUUGUUAAGAGAAAGUUGGUUCUGAAUGUAGCGACGUUAGCCGGAUGGACAGAGCAGGAAGAGAAGUUGCAAACACAAGUGUAUUUCUGUCAUUUUAAGGCAAAUUUGUGGGUCCCUUCCAAGUGUGAAUCACACAGGUUGUCUGUCUCCGAUUGAAUGCAGGACGGGGUUUCUUACUAGGGCACUGAACCCUCCAUUAUAGUGGGUUUGUAGGUGUAGAGUUGACAUUCACAGUUGCUACAGAGCUGCAAUCACUAGGGUUAAUCAAAAACAACCUAACACAAUGCCUGGUACUGCUUUCCCACCGCUGCUGCUCCUCUCGCUGCUUUUGUCUCUGUCUGGGACGACCAACGGCUGCCUGCCGGACUCUGCUUCAGCCUACAGGUUUACUGGAACUGUGUGCAGGCUUACCUACCCAGCUGCUGUUGUGUUAAAUGAGAAAACAACUAAAGUGAUUGAAGCAGCUUUUCAACAUGCCCGAUACCCAAGUAUGCAGGGAGCGAAAUCCCUGCUCUACAUCGGUGAAGUCUCAUAUGGCCUGGACAAUUUGGAGAUUCACAACCUGUCGAUUGGUCAGAGCUCAUUUGAGCUGCUUCCAGGAAAAGGCAUUGGUCUGGAUAUUAGCAAUGUGUCUGCAGUGUUCAAAGGGACCAUCAAGUAUGGAUACGGCAGCUGGCUUGUCAACUUUGCACAGAGUGUUGACUUUGAGAUUGAUUCUCAGAUUGAUCUAGGAAUCAACCCAAAACUCUACUGUGGUGAAGGAAAAGUAGCGGCAGACACAUCAGAUUGUUAUCUGAAUUUCCACAAGCUUCGUCUUCACCUGCAAGGAGACAAACAGCCAAACUGGCUGAAGAAGCUCUUCACUGACUUUAUCACCUUCACUGUCAAGCUGGUCAUCAAAGGGCAGAUUUGUAAAGAGAUCAAUAAGCUGGCGGAUAUACUGGCUGACUUCAUUCAAGACACAGCAGCACAUUUCCUCAGUGAUGGAGGAAUAAGUGUAGAUAUUGGUGUAACUGCUGCUCCCGUCAUCACUGCUAACUACAUAGAAUCAUAUCACAAGGGGCUGACCAACUACAAAAACACAUCUUCUGUGAUCAGUAGUUCAGUUUUCCAUCCAAGCCACCUGACGGAAAACAGGAUGCUUUACUUUUGGUUCUCAGAUGAGGUCUUUAAGCCCCUGAUUGCUGCUGCUCACCAAGAUGGCCGCUUCCAACUCAACAUCUCAUCCAAGGAGCUCACUGAACUUUUCAGAACAGAUCUCUCCAGCGUCAUGCCUGAAUAUAUCAAAAAGUGUCUGAUGGGAUCAGCCUCUCCGGAGCUAAGAGUAUGGAGUUCUGACACUCCCUUUGUUAACACCUCCACCAUGGGUACGACAGUCUGGGCACAGGUCUCCGGAGAACUCUACUGUGGCAUGCCAACACUCUUCUUUGAAGUGGUCGUAGCUGUAGAUGUCACAGCUUCCUAUGCAGACAAGAAACUCUUCCUGCACAGUAAACGGAACCAGAUCACAGUACUCCGUGCUGAGCUGCCCUCAGGCAAUAAACUGGUGCAUGACGAGGCAGAGCGAGAGUUUUUAAGAGAAGCUGUGGAGAAAAUAGGCGUUCCCAAAGUCCUGUCUGUUCUUGGAGUCGAGAUAACCAGGCUACUGGACAAACAAGGUGCAAACUUAUUUGACAUCAUCAACCCUGAAGUGCUUCAUCGGGAUGGCUUUGUGUUGACUCAGAUGGAUUUUGGUUUCCCUCAUCACCUCUUGGUUGAUUUCCUCAAGAGGACACUGCAGUAACCAGGCAGCUGCUUUGCUUGUUUGGCAAGACUGAGAGGUUUAAUGUUAGCAGACUGUUGGUGUCUGUUUUCAUUUACAUUUUACACAGUGCACAAUCAAAUGUAAAUAGGAAAUUCUGUGAACAGUCAUGCCAGUGAGUAGAAGUCCUCU